Molecule: messenger RNA, 4212 nt
Organism: Hippopotamus amphibius kiboko
Lineage: Eukaryota; Metazoa; Chordata; Mammalia; Artiodactyla; Hippopotamidae
Gene: PDE6D
Product: phosphodiesterase 6D
Exons: 5
Coding region: 188-676 (162 amino acids)
Biological process (GO): sensory perception of light stimulus
Cellular component (GO): cytoplasm
Source: RefSeq, a predicted model, not a curated record
UUGAAGGAAGGAGAAGGGAUCAGGAGCGGGAGCUGAGGGGAGGGAGAGGCCGGUCUGUGUCUGGGCGCUACCGCUGCUCGCCCGACGUCUGCAGGCCGGGCUGCGGCUCUGUCUUCGGCUCCCGGGCACUGUCUGCGAGGCUCCGCCGGGCCAGCGUGAGAGAGCCGCAGGCGGCGGCCGCCGCAUCAUGUCAACCAAGGACGAGCGGGCCAGGGAGAUCCUGAGGGGCUUCAAACUAAAUUGGAUGAACCUUCGGGAUGCUGAGACAGGGAAGAUACUCUGGCAAGGAACAGAAGACCUGUCAGUCCCUGGAGUGGAGCAUGAAGCCCGUGUUCCCAAGAAAAUCCUCAAAUGCAAGGCAGUAUCUCGAGAACUGAACUUCUCUUCAGCAGAGCAAAUGGAAAAAUUCCGCCUGGAACAAAAAGUUUACUUCAAAGGGCAAUGCCUAGAAGAAUGGUUCUUCGAGUUUGGCUUUGUGAUCCCUAACUCCACAAACACCUGGCAGUCCCUGAUAGAGGCAGCGCCCGAGUCCCAGAUGAUGCCAGCCAGCGUGCUAACCAUGGCACUGCUUUCAUCUCUCCUUUUUUUGGAAUGUGAACCUGCCUCCAUGAUGGGAAGAAAGACAUUUAACAGACCACAGGAUCACAGCUAUAUUUUACUCCAGAGAUCCGACUAAUAGAUCUCGCGGUUCCUGAGUUCUUCAGUUGCUGCUUUCCAAGAAGGUACAACAUACCCGAACAGGACCCAGACCUUAACAUUUGUCUUUAGAUAUGAUAUUUAGUGGUUCUCUUCCACAACGUAUGUGCACCCUCUGUUUGUAUUGUUUUUAACUUUUUCCCUUCGUUUAUAAUGUGCAUUUGUUCAAGAGAUUUCCAGAAAGGUUAGAAGUUCUAAGUUGGUAGAGUAAGGACUCUUACAUUCCUAAAUGAGAGACUAGAAGUUACAAAAUGAAGAAAAGAUCUCCCUAAACUCAACUGGAAAACAAUGGGAAAGCAUCUGGGAUGGGGUGGGAUGCUGGAAGACCUUAAAAUCCGUGGUCAGAGAAAGCCUGUGUGGGGGAAAAGUGAUUAUAUCUACAGUGCUUUCAAGUCUGACAAUUGAAAGAAAAAUAAAAAGGGUUCUUUUUUUAGGAACUUACCUCUGUGAUACCAGUAGCCUUCACUGUCCUUUAUAAACUACCAACAAUUAAAAGUUUUCUAGUUCCUCAAGUAGUAAGGUCUAAGGCCAGAGGAGGGAAAACACCAAGAGAUGGGCCCUCCUUGGUAUUGCCCCUGCUCCCAGAUCCCUGCUCUCCUUCCAUCUGUUACCACAAAGGGCCUGUGUGCAUCUGUGGGUGGAGUGGACCUGUCUCCUUCCCUUUUCCUGGACUAUAUCUCCUCCCCAGAGUCCCAUCAGGGAAGGCUCUCAGGGGCCUGGACACAUUCUGAUAGAAAAAGGACUUCCCAGGGAAGGUUUCUCCACCUGCUUAGACCUCCUUCACUGCCCUUCUCCACCUACUCACCCAGCCAGCACUGUCAGGGACACAUGUCUUUACUAGCCACUAUGAGAAAAGCAGAAAGAAUCCUAGCCCAGUCAUUCUUAGAAGCUUGCCAUCUCUCCAGGUACAUGUGCUCAGGAAAUAUUGAUCAUUUUAUCAUGAAACAAGCAAGGCAAAAAAGCAUGUGCUUCAGGAACAAUGCCAAUCAAGGAGUUCCAAGCAAGGGUGGGAUUUGAGCUGAUGGGGAGGAUGGCUGAAUGCUAUGGUGGGAGGAGAAGGGAGGUGGUACAGGCCAGGGAAUAAGUCAGGUGAAAGGAAAGGGCACAGGAGCUGCAGGGACCAGGGCCCUUGGUGGGUUAAUGUCAGUCUUUGCAGGGUGGCUGCUGGUCCAAAUGCCUGAAAAUCUGGGGAGGGAGUUGUGGAUACAUUAAAGGCCACAAAAUGUUAUUGUAAGGAGAAGCAUUGAGAUCAGGCCUGGCACCGUGCACAGCCACUGAUUCUCAAGCAUUUAUGGGCAUCUGCCAACCCCCAGAGAUUGUGACUUAGUAGUUGUGGGGCCCAGAGAUCUGCCUAUGAAUGCACCCUGCAUGAUUCUGCCACAAGUGGUCUGUGGACCAUACUUUGAAAUACUGGUAGAGGCAUUUAGCAAAUAUUAGAGACAUACAUAUGUAUACUGGUGGCUGUAAGAUAAACUGAGAUCUCCAAGCAGCAUGCUUAAGGGACAAAGGACGGUCCCAGUUCUGACCUAUGCAAGUGAGGGGAAGCGUUCAGUUCCUCAGGGCAAUCAAGAGGAACUUCAGAGUCUUUAGAGGAGAGGACAGAAAAAUCCCAGGCAGCAUGGCCUUUGAGAAAGACUUGGGAGAACUUAGAGACUCCUUUAAACAUAGAUUUCUGUUUAGAGAGUUUUGGUUAAGGUUUCCUGUGUGAUGUGAGUAAACCGUCUCGUCCAUCUUCCCAUCUGUGUCACUGGCCAGUGUGUUGGGUAACUUCUGUGAUGGAGCACCUGGUGAAGCACUGAGCCUGGCCCUAGCUGGGCAUGAGGAGGUGGAGGAAGCACAGUCAACCAGAGGGGAUCUAGCCGCAUUCAGGCCACACUUACACGCCUGUUAUGUGUAUCAGUAAGAUGUUGUGCAAGGCACAGGCCUGCCUUUCCUGAGCUUUGUCUAGUUGCGCAGUUAUAAGUACCUGCCAUAAGAGUAGGACAAGGUGGGCAUUUAAAGGAAGGAGAGAUUACAUGCAGUUCAGAAAAAUCAGAAAAGCCCUCUUCUCUGGAUCCUUCAACUCUCAGCCUACAAAAUAUGUUCAAGUUGCCCUAAAAAAAAUAAAUUUUAAAAAAUUAGGCUUUCCUUGGGGACGUCCCUGGUGGCCCAGUGGUUAAGACUCUGCACUUCCAAUGCAGGGGGCCCGGGUUCCAUCCCUCGUCAGGGAACUAGAUCCCACAUGCAUGCUGCAACUAAGAAGCGUGCCUGUUGCAACUAAGACCUGGUGCAACCAAAUAUAAACAAACAAACAAGCAAAUAUUUUAACAAGUAAAUAAAUAAGGCUUUCCUUCAAUCCUGCAUGGCCUUCAGCUCCUGCUCCAUCCUUUUCUUUCCCUACAGAUUCAAACUUCUCAGAAGUGUCUCCACUCACUCUUUGCACUCCCUACCUAUCAUUUACUACUCAACCCACGGCUGUUUGGCUCUGGCCUGUGACCUCCUCUCCUUCGAGGCAUCAGUGAAUUCCACUAAGCCCACUACCCCUGUCCAGUCCUUGCUUUAUCUGCUGGGAUUCUGGGAACCCCUUUCCUGAGUGUCUCCUCCUUGCUCCUUUGCAGGCUCUUCAUUUUCUUCCAGCUGCCUUGUUCCUAAAAUGUUUGUUGGUAGAUUUGGGAUUUUUUUUUUUUUUUUUUUUUUAGCUAUUAUAUAUUGAGAACAUGCUGGUGCAAAUUCUUUCUUCUUCUUCUCCUCCUUUGCCGUGCCUUGUGGCAUGCGGGAUUUUAAUUCCCCGACCAGGGGUCAAACCCAUGCCCCCUGCAGUGGAAGUUCCGAGUCCUACCACUGGGCCACCAGGGAAAUCCCACUUGUGCAAAUUCUUUAAGCAUUAUACAUUCACUCCAUGCCUAUUUAUUGAGCACUUUUUGUGUACCAGAUACUGUUCUAAGUGGUGGAGACACUUGCUGGACAAGAUGAGUGAAGUCCUACCAUUAGAUUCUAAUGAGAGGAAACAGAAAACAGAUAAUUUCAGAUAGUAAUCAAUGCUCUGAAGAAAACAGGACAGUGCAAGGGCAGCGUGUCUGAAAUGAGGAGGUAAGGAAACGGAAAGAAGUCAGCAUUCAGCUUUUGACCGCAAAACAGGAUUGACAAUUCCCCAGCAAGCCAACAGUCUGGAAAGCCAGGCUUUACUCAAAGGAAGAGUUUUCUUAAGUCCCUUAACCUCUCAUCUCCAAAGUAAGAGCCAGAUGUGCCACACUUGAUGCUACAAAGAACUCAGAGUAUGACAGGGAAGGCCCUGCCUGUGGGAGGAGUAACAGCCUGCCCCUUCCAUCUGAGGAAGGAUGGAGAGGAGGAAGCAGGGCAAAGGGUCCGGUGCUGAUGUCCUCGCUCUCCUUCCCCCAGGCCUGGAUGGAAGGGCUGGAUAGAAACAUCUGCCCAGGUGUGGGGGAAAGAUGAGAACUUCCUGGAGGUUGGCAGGGAGAGUGGGCUGCCCUGCAAUCCAGUAGACGGAGGCUUCAUAACCAUCUCCCACAUCGUGUC